Molecule: messenger RNA, 1125 nt
Organism: Spodoptera exigua (beet armyworm)
Lineage: Eukaryota; Metazoa; Arthropoda; Insecta; Lepidoptera; Noctuidae
Source: the annotation of a GenBank genome assembly
AUGGGUCGGCUCGACCGGAGUGAUACCAUACGGCCUCACAGAAAACCGGCAUACUUCUUUAUUAUGGUGAUAUGCCUACUGGAACAUGAGCAGACGGGUAACUUGAUGGUAGCCGUAUCAGAGCCGCCCCCAACAACGCAGGAGUUUUACGACCGGGGUUGCGGGGUCAGCGCAAUGAGGCACCGCAACCUCGGCCCAGAGCAGGAGAAGGAACAGGGGGGUUUUACCUACACGAUGACAUCACACAUGCCAGUACUUCUCCGCACCAUCCUACUACUAGUUACAAUUCAAAACAUCCACUCACUAGAAGACGGGUACCUCCGAUACGUCAAAGAUGGCUGCUUUCUCAGAGGCGAAGCAUUAUCCUGCGUCAAAUAUAAAGCCGUAAAAAUAGCCAAAAAUGCUAUAUUCGGAGAUAACUUUAGUAAAAACGAAACAAUUAAAGCUAAUAAUGUAGUCAGUCUUGUACCUUUAGAUGAAGAAACAAUUGAAAAACUCGGAAUCAAAGAGGAUAAAGAAGCUAAGGUUGUAGCCAAUGAACCAAGAGGAUUUUUGUCAGAAUGGGCGGAGCUUGCAAAAUAUGUUAUGAAGCUAGUCCAAGAAUUUUUCAAGGUCAAAGGAUUGAAAGUGAAUCUGCCUGAAGGAGCUAGAACUGUUGAAGAAGUCGAUGAUAGCGAUACUGAACACAAUGAUGGGGAUAAUACUGGAAUUAAAAGUGUCCAGAAACGCGAUGUCAGUUAUUCUAAGACAGCUCGAGGCAAAAAGAAGAAGUUGGCAGUCAUAGUACCACUGCUGACGCUGUUUGCAGUUCUUAAACUGAAGCUGUUGCUCAUUCCAAUCCUGCUGUCAGUCCUGUUGAUCAAGAAGCUGCUGUUGAUAGCUGCUUUGUUACUUCCAAGCGUGUUAAGCACACUGAAGGCUUGUAAGCAUCAUCAUCCGAUGUCCUACUCCUAUUUCGGAAGCAGUGAUUCAAGCGACUACUCCGCAGAUUACAACAAUAAUUACGCUUAUUCAGCCAGUGGAGGGUACGGGAAGGAUUGGGCCUCAAACAGGGCGUACAACUUGAUGAAACACAGGCCUACACCGUCCCCGACUUACAUCACUGCGCCCGGUGCAGUCGCAUAA